Pseudonaja textilis is the source of this 4529-nucleotide messenger RNA. It is a transcript of the gene SLC22A4, whose product is annotated as solute carrier family 22 member 4. NCBI's taxonomy places the organism in Eukaryota, Metazoa, Chordata, Lepidosauria, Squamata, Elapidae. Gene Ontology annotation, biological process: carnitine transport; transmembrane transport. Gene Ontology annotation, cellular component: membrane. Gene Ontology annotation, molecular function: ATP binding; transmembrane transporter activity. The record is from RefSeq and is a predicted model, not a curated record.
UCGGCUGAAGGUUGUCCCAGGCGGGGCCGAUGAGAAACCAGCUCGGGGGGGGUGGCGAAGCGAAAAAGGCGGAGUCUGACCGGCAGAGACCUCAUCUCCGGAGGGAUGCCAGAACCAGUCAGAAGGGCGCAGGCCGGGCUCCGCUGUUUAGCGCCCGGUGUGGGGGGUGUAGCUCUUUCUCCGCCGGCCGUCCUUUGUGCCCGUAGCCGCUAUGCGGGAUUACGACGACAUCAUCGCCUUCCUGGGCGAGUGGGGCCCCUACCAGCGGCUCAUCUUCUUCUUGCUCAGCGCCAGCAUCAUCCCCAAUGGCUUCAACGGCAUGUCCGCCGUUUUCCUGGCCGGCACCCCCGAGCACCGGUGCCGGGUGCCCGCCAGCGCCAACCUGAGCGCGGAAUGGUUGAACGCCAGCAUCCCGCUGGAGGAGCGCGACGGGCAGCAGGUGCGGAGCCAGUGCAGCCGCUACAGCCUCGACGCUCUCAUCAAUUUCUCUGCCUGGAACCUGGUGCCCGGGCGCGAUGUCAACCUCAGCCAGGUGAAGCAGGAGAAAUGCCUGGAUGGCUGGGAGUAUAGCCAGGAGGUUUAUCUUUCCACCAUCGUCACGGAGUGGAAUCUCGUAUGUGACAAUGACUGGAAACCUCCUCUAACUACAUCUUUGUUCUUUGUGGGUGUGCUGCUUGGAUCCUUUAUAUCUGGACAACUCUCAGACAAGUUUGGCAGAAAAGCUAUUCUAUUUGCAACCAUGGGUGUGCAGACAGGUUUCAGCUUCCUCCAGAUCUUCUCAAUCAGCUGGGAAAUGUUCACAGUGCUUUUUCUUAUAGUUGGCAUGGGGCAGAUCUCAAAUUACGUUGUGGCCUUCAUAUUAGGCACAGAAAUUCUUGGCAAAUCAGUUCGUGUUAUAUUCUCUACAUUAGGAGUUUGCAUAUUUUUUGCAAUUGGCUACAUGUUGCUGCCACUAUUUGCUUACUUCAUCAGAGAAUGGCGGAUGCUGCUACUGGCUCUUACUGUCCCUGGGGUGUGCUGCAUUCCACUGUGGUGGUUUAUUCCUGAAUCUCCUCAGUGGCUGAUCUCUCAAGGAAGAUUCAAAGAAGCUGAAGUGAUUAUUCGGAAGGCGGCAAAAACAAACAGGAUUCCAGCUCCAACACUAAUUUUAGAUCCAGUAGACGUAGAAGAUUUGAAAGCCAAGCAACAUCAGGGUGUGUUUUUGGACUUGUUCAGAUCACGAAACAUUGCAAUUAUGACUUUUAUGUCUCUUCUUUUAUGGAUGUUUACAUCUAUUGGCUACUUUGGCUUGUCACUCAGCACCCCCAAUCUGCAUGGAGAUGCCUAUUUCAAUUGUUUUCUGUCAGCAGUCAUUGAGGUCCCAGCCUAUGUGAUUGCUUGGCUCCUCUUGCGGGUCUUACCUCGGCGCUAUACAAUAGCUGGCACCCUCUUCUUGGGAGGAGGAGUUAUUUUGUUCAUACAGUUAGUACCUCCAGAUCUCCACGUUCUGUCUCUCAUCUUAGUGAUGCUGGGGAAAUUUGGGAUCACGUCAGCCUUCUCCAUGCUUUAUGUGUACACUGCAGAACUCUACCCAACAAUAGUAAGAAACAUGGCAGUGGGUUCUUCUUCCAUGUCAUCCCGAGUGGGCAGCAUUAUUGCACCAUACUUCGUUUUCCUGGGUGCUUAUGGUAAAUUUCUGCCUUACAUCUUCAUGGGCAGCCUAACAUUAUUGGUAGGAAUUCUCACCCUCUUCUUACCAGAAAGUUAUGGGAAACCCCUGCCAGAGACAUUUGAUGAGAUGCAACAAAUUAAAGGGUUAAGCAAAAGAAAACAUGACUACAAGGUAGAUAAUUCAGAGCAAAAUGAACUGCCCAUUAAGGAUAUGACAUCAUUUUGAUCAUAUCAGUUGAAUGGAGGAAUGUGUGGUUUAUCUAAAGAUAUAUGAAAGUCAAUAACACUAUUAGACUUUUCCUAAUGAUCCUGCGGUUCUCAAAACACUGAUGUACCAAAUAUGUGGAAUUGUGUUAAAUUGCUGUGUUGGCACAAGUUACUUUUAUCAGUAACUAUUUCUAUCCUUUGGUUUGGGAUUUGCAUUUUUGUGAGGUCUUGAAUAUUUUCAUCUCUUCUUGAGGUGCCGGUAUUAUUUUAUUGUUAUAUGUGUAUUUAUACUUUAUAUAACAUUUAGUUAUGUGUUUCUUGAACUCAGAACAUUUUUAAGUAUUUUAAAGUGUGGAUUAAGAUCUAUAAUAUUACUCUUUAGAAAAUAAAUGACAGAAUUUUUUGUGGAUAGGGUUGUAUUUUCUAAGGCUCACUUGAAAAAUCUUUAAAGGAAAAAAUUGACUAUAAUAAAACGUAACUUUAAACUUUAAAAAGAUACUUUUAAAAGUGAAGCACGUGUUUUGAAAUUAAUUUACAUAUUAGAAAUAAAUUAUAACUAUAUUUUCCUCUGUCAACCAGAAAAUAGCUCUGAAAAUCCAAAAUUUAAAAUUAACUAUCAUUGGCUCCUAUCUUUUAGGAAAUUUAUCUGUCAAAGAAAGAGCAAUGCACACAAUAUGUAGGCAGGGUUUCUCCACACUUUGCAUUCCAGUUAUUUAUAUCAUUCAUUCAUUCACUAGGCCCAGAUACAGCUCUUUGUUUAUCUUCUUCAGUGAGAAAUAUAAAUUAGGUGUUAAGUUGGAUGUAAGUCAGCCUGCCAGAAGAAAUUAUUUUAUGAAACUGGAUUUUAAAAACAUUUUAGGUGAUAAAGUAAAUAUUAAAGAUGAUGGCUUGCAUGAGCUUGUCAGCAAAUCCAAUGCUGAAAGUCAUAUGAUAAGAUAGUGAUUAAAAUCAAGUAUUCAGACAGUUGGGUCUUUAUGUGUAGAUUGCAAUUUGUUGCCCAUUUAACACUGAAAUUCUUUAUCUUUUGUCAACCAAAUCUUUCUUGUUUCUGGUUUGUAAAGCUUAAAAUAGCAUUCUAUGAAAAUGUAAACUUCUGUAAUUCAGAUUUUGCCUGCGUCAUGGGAGCAAACUGGCUUUCCUGCUUUUACUGCCAAAGUACCAUUCCUAGUAAUAUAUUAAUCAGAUUUAAUUCAUUAAAAAGUAUGUAACCCACUAAUGUCAGAAUCUUAACUGUAGCAAAACUGCACAAUAUGCUGUUUUUAUACCAUUAAUCUGAAUACAGCAUGCUUUGUUAUAAUACUACUAGUCCAGAAUAAUUUGUUUUAUGACCUUAGGCCAAUUUUCUCCAAUGUGAUGAUCCCAAGAUAAUGCUAUUGAUGAGAAUGACGGAGUUUAUAUUGUAAUACAUCGGAUGGACAAGACUAUCUUGGACAUUAUCUGUAAUAGUUCUGUGAAGGCUGCUUUAAAUUUUACUUAACAAAUUUUAAAUAUGGCAAAGAAAUUCUUUAUAAAAGCAGCUUUUUCUAACCACUCCUUUGAAACUAAAAACUAAUAACUUCACAUUCUGUAUGGAUCAUCUAUAUCUACCUUGAAAAAGAAUGGCAAAAGAACAAAGCAGCAUUUAAAUCAACCCCUGACUUUCAAGUGACAAAUUUAGGACUAGUACCUUCUGUUCCUUGUAGGAGAACCCUUCGCCUUAUGAAUCUGUGCAGUGAUGUUAACAUAUUAAUGUAUGCUAUGUUCAUUUCUUUUUCAAUUCUUUUAUGGUUCUGGUACAUAGUCUUUAACAUGACUCUUCUAACAUUCAAGUUACUUAUUUGUAAGAUUGUCAGGUUCUGAAUCACAAGCUAUAACUCUGGAUCUACAGUGUUUUCUCAGGUUUUUACCUGCGGCAAACAGGCAGGAUUCCUAAACAUCAUUUAGAAAAAAGAAGUUCAUGCUAAUAACUUUCUCAACAAAAAUCUGUCAGAUAAAAUUGUUUAAUAAUGUAUUGUAAUCUGGCAAUAUGUAUAAACAUAUUAUGUAUAAAUAUUUUAAACAAAAUAAUGGAUUUCUAUACAGUUUUACCUUGUUGUAAUUGUAACUGUUUCUAAAACAAUAUUUGUGGUACUUUUUUGGAGAAUCUAGUUUUGCUAGUUUUUUCAUUGUUUAAAGAGUCUCUUGAUUUUUAGUUCAACACUGUCCAGUUUGAAAAGCUGCACUUUCUAGAAGAUUGUGAGUUUGUUUUUAAUUUUUGGAGGGAUCACUUCUCUAAAGAUUAUUACAGUAUUAUCUGACCUAGGGCAAGUUGUAAAGACAUUUUAACCUCCCGAUUAACCUCCUGAUUUAACCUCCUUAAUUUCUUAUAAUAUAGCUGCUUUCAUCUAAUGUGGUCCAAUUUAGUAGUUGAAGAAAGCCUGCUGAAGAAAGCAACAAUUGUAUUUCCUUUUGCCUUUCACUGCUAGGUAGUUGAAGAUUUAUAACUUCCAGGCAUGGAUUUUUGACAUUAAGUUCCGCAGUAUUGAUCCUAUAAUUUCUGCAUCAAAAUAUUUUUCAGUAAAAUGUACAUUCUUUGACAAUAUAGACUUUUCUCAGGGAUUUUUCAGAUGAUUUCAAUCUUCCCAAAACAGGAAAUGGAAGGAGGACCAUUUGGAAUGGAAGAAGGCGAGUCAUUGUCACAUUUUAAUCCUUCC